AUGCCUCUUCCUAGCGAAAAAGACGUUGUUGGCGGCGAGGUCAUCUCCAUCGCGGUCAGCCCGGCUAUGGACCCCUCCCGCGCUUUUGAAGCCGCAGCCGCCACCGAGGCAGAACACAACCUUGGCCUGGUGAAAUCGCUCAAGCUCUAUAGAAAGGCCUGCAUGUGGUCCAUUUUCUUCUCGACAUGUAUUGUCAUGGAAGGCUUUGAUCUGACCAUUAUCAACGGUCUCUACGCGUACCCUGCCUUUGCGCAAAAGUUUGGUCACCUCACGGAGGAUGGCUCCUACCAGCUGUCGGCUGCGUGGCAGUCGGGUCUCUCCAACGCUGCUCUAUGUGGCCAGAUUAUCGGCCUCUUUGCCGCCGGUGUCUUUGCCGAUCGCUUCGGUUACCGUAAGACCCUGAUUAGCGCUCUCUUCCUCUGCAUCUGCUUCAUCUUCAUCACCUUCUUUGCCGAGAGCCUGCCUCAGUUACUGGCGGGCCAACUCCUCAUUGGGUUUCCUUGGGGCGUCUUCCAGACCCUGACGACAACGUACGCGGCCGAAGUCUGCCCGACCCAUCUUCGAGCGUACCUCACCACCUACGUCAACCUCUGCUGGGUCAUGGGCCAGCUAAUUGCCUCAGGUGUACUGCGCGGCAUGGUUCCUCUCAACAACAAAUGGGGCUACAAGAUUCCAUUCGCCCUACAGUGGGCGUGGCCGCUGCCCCUUAUGAUCGGCAUCUGGCUCGCGCCAGAAUCGCCGUGGUGGCUGGUCCGCAAAGACCGACUCGACGAAGCCAGAAGAUCACUGCAACGCCUUACGACUCGCAACACCGGCAUCGAGUUCCGCCCCGACGAGAGCAUCUCCAUGAUGAUUCACACAAACGAGAUGGAAAAGCUGGCCCAAAAAGGCACGACGUACCUCGAUCUGUUUAGGGGUGUCAAUCGCCGCCGUACCGAGAUUGUCACCUGUGUGUGGGUUAUCCAGACUCUGUGCGGCGCCUCCUUCAUGGGGUACUCGACCCUCUUCUACCAACAAGCCGGCCUCGCUACCGAAAACUCCUUUAACAUGUCUCUUGGUCAAUAUGCCAUCGGUUUUGCCGGCACUCUUUUUUCUUGGUUCCUCAUGACCCGUUUCGGCCGCCGCUCCCUGUACCUUUACGGGCAGUGCAUUCUGUUCGUCUUGCUCGUCGCUAUCGGCGGUACCGCGUUUGCUGGCCGCAACAACAUACCGGCGCAGUGGGCUAUUGGCUCGAUGCUCCUCGUCUACACCUUUUUCUAUGACUGCACCGUCGGCCCCGUCUGUUACUCUCUCGUGUCUGAGAUCAGCUCUACCCGGCUGCGCACUAAGUCAGUCGUCUUUGCGCGCAACAUGUACAACAUCGCUAGUAUCGCCACCAACAUCAUCACCCCACGCAUGCUCAACCCGUCCGCUUUCAACUGGGGCGCUAAGUCGGGAUUCUUCUUUGCUGGCACCUGCGGCCUGUGCAUCAUCUGGACCUACUUCCGCCUGCCCGAGCCCAAGGGUCGCACCUUUGGCGAGCUCGACGUGCUCUUUGAGCGUCGCAUCUCGGCGCGCAAGUUUGCCGCGGCGGUGGUCGACCCUGCGGAGAUAUACGGCCUCGAGGUUGAAGACAGGGAGAUGGAAAAGACGGACGCCAAGGCCGAGCUUAUCGAGCAGGCGAAAUGA
Akanthomyces muscarius is the source of this 1668-nucleotide messenger RNA. RefSeq lists its product as uncharacterized. The transcript has a single exon. NCBI's taxonomy places the organism in Eukaryota, Fungi, Ascomycota, Sordariomycetes, Hypocreales, Cordycipitaceae. Gene Ontology annotation, biological process: transmembrane transport; carbohydrate transport. The record is from RefSeq and is a predicted model, not a curated record. Gene Ontology annotation, cellular component: membrane. Gene Ontology annotation, molecular function: carbohydrate:proton symporter activity. The coding region runs from base 1 to 1668 and encodes 555 amino acids.